AUGCAUGUUGACAAAAAAACUCAAAAGUAUGACCGCCAACUUCGUUUAUGGCAUGCAAAUGGUCAAACAGCUUUAGAAACAGCUAAAGUAUGUCUCAUUAAUGGUACAGCUACAGGUUGCGAAAUUCUAAAAGAUUUGGUUUUACCUGGUAUUGGGUCUUUUACUGUGGUCGACGGUAAAAUUGUUGAUGGCUCUGAUGUUGGGAACACAUUUUUCUUAGUUCCUGAUAGUAUAGGUAAAAGUAGAGCUGAAGUUGUUACAGAGUUUUUGCAAGAACUAAAUGAAGAUGUUAAGGGAUUUCAUUUACCUGAGAAUCCGAUUGCUCUUAUUGAGAACCAACCAGAGUAUUUCUUGCAAUUUUCUAUCGUAAUCACUACAAAUAUUCCCGAAAAACCUUUACUUAAGUUAGCGGAUACCCUAUGGAAUGCAAAAAUUCCUCUCGUUGUCGUACGAACCGUAGGAUUCAUAGGAUAUUUUCGUAUUGCUUUACCAGAACAUACGAUUGUGGAGACGCACCCGGAAAAUAUUCUUGAUCUUCGAUUAGAUGUUCCUUUUCUAUCUCUUAAACAAUAUGUCAAAACUUAUAAUUUCGAUACAUUAGAUAGUAUGGAUCACGGACAUAUUCCUUACGUAGUGAUCCUUUUAAAAUACCUUGAACAAUGGAAACAAGACCAUGACGGAAAAUUACCUAGUACUUCUGCAGAAAGGAAUGAAUUCAAGCAACUAAUCCAAAGUGGUAAACGCAAUGCUGACGAAGAAAACUUUGACGAAGCUUUGUCAAGCGCAUGGAAGGCUUGUACAGCUACUAAGGUACCUCGUCAAGUCGAAGAAAUCUUUAAAGAUUCAUCAUGCGAGAAUAUAACGGCCGAGUCAUCAAAUUUCUGGAUUAUUGUUCGUGCUAUCCGUGAGUUUGUAUCAAAUGAAGGUUUGCUUCCAUUAGCCGGAAGUGUACCGGAUAUGAAGGCUUACACUUCCGGAUAUGUCGCAAUGCAAAACAUCUAUCGUCAAAAAGCCAAAGAAGACAUAUCUAUUGUUCGUGUUCAUGUCCAUGAUAUCUUAACUUCUAUUGGACGAUCAAUUGAUUCCAUUUCCGAUGACGAAAUAGAUAGUUGUUGCAAACAUGCAUCUUUUAUUCAAGUCCUUCGAUAUAGAUCGUUACAAGAAGAAUACAUAACUGAUCCAAAGAAAUCUGAUAUUGGUCGAUGGUUACGAGAUUCUCAAGAAAGUAUCGUUAACUACGUUCUUAUUAGAGCAAUGGACAGAUUUUAUGAGUCUCAUAAUCGUUAUCCUGACGCCGCGACAUUUUUCCUUGAAGAUGAUGCGGAGGAAGCAAGUGAAGAGGCAAGGUCAGAAUUUAGUACUUUAAAAACUUAUGUCAAUAUUUUAUUAGGUGAAUGGGAUAUUACAAAUUAUCCAGAACAUUUAGAUAAUUAUAUUCAUGAAAUUUGUCGAGCUGGUGGUUCAGAAUUAGCAAACAUUGCUUCUUUACUUGGGGGUAUGGUAUCACAAGAAGUUAUCAAACUCAUCACCAGACAAUAUAUUCCUAUCAAUAAUACAAUAGUUUUUGAUGGUGUAAAGUCAACUUCUUCUUCAUAUAUAUUGUAG
This is a messenger RNA of Funneliformis geosporum, 1605 nucleotides long. The record is from the annotation of a GenBank genome assembly. Lineage: Eukaryota; Fungi; Glomeromycota; Glomeromycetes; Glomerales; Glomeraceae.